GCAACCGUCGGAUCCCCGCGCCCCGAUUUUCCGUUUCUCAUCUAACGGUCGCCGGCCCUUCUUCUUCCUCCCCUCCGGCGUACACAGGCAACAUUCCCAUCAAAAAAAUCAAACCCUAAGCCCAUCCGCCAUUUCCGAUCUUCCAGGACCGCGGGGCAGCAGCGAUUCCGACCGGCGAAACCCCACGCGCCGCCGUGCAGGGCUCGGUUUUCCGCCGGCGACGUGGUUCGCGCGGGCGGUGCUGGAGACGAGGUGCAAGCUGAGGACGGAGGAGGUUCCGUCGGAGAAGGAGGAGGUGCGAGAAUGGGGGUGGAUUACUACAACAUACUGAAGGUGAACAGGAACGCGAGCGACGAGGACCUGAAGAAGGCCUACAAGCGGCUGGCGAUGAUAUGGCACCCGGACAAGAACCCGACGAGCAAGCGGAGCGAGGCGGAGGCCAAGUUCAAGCAGAUCUCCGAGGCCUACGACGUCCUCAGCGACUCCCAGAAGCGCCAGAUCUACGACCUCUACGGCGAGGAGGCCCUCAAGUCCGGGCAGUUCCCGCCCCGGGGCGGCGGCGUCGGCGGCGGCGGCGGGCAGCCGCAUUUCGCGCACCGGCCGCCAGGGGGCCACCACCAGUUCAACGGCAGCGGGGCUUCGUUCACGUUCAACCCGCGGGACGCGGAGGAUAUAUACGCGGAGUUCUUCGGAUCGGAGAGCAACGGAGGAGGGGGCGGCGGGAGAGGGAGGAGGGCGUACGGAGGAGAUGGGUUCUUCAAGGCUUCGAAUGGCGGGGCGAGCGCCAGCCACGGCGGCGGCGGGGAGUUGAGGAAGGAAGCGCCGGUGGAGAACGCGUUGCCGUGUAGCCUGGAGGAGCUCUAUAGAGGAGCCAAGAAGAAGAUGAAGAUUUCGAGGACGAUUUCCGAUGGGUUCAGUAAAAUUCGCACUGUGGAGGAGAUAUUAACCAUUGAGAUUAGACCAGGUUGGAAGAAAGGCACAAAGAUCACUUUCCCUGAGAAGGGCAAUCAGGAGCCUGGCGUCAUCCCUGCAGAUCUUAUAUUUGUGGUGGAUGAGAAGCCGCAUGCAGUUUACAAGAGAGAUGGUAAUGACCUGGUGGUCGACCAGGAAAUAACAUUACUGGAGGCGCUUACUGGUAAGAACCUUGAAUUGACAACCCUGGAUGGUAGAAAUCUUGUGAUCCCACUCAAUGAGAUCAUCAAACCUGGUUUGGAGAAGGUCGUUCCUAAUGAAGGGAUGCCUAUCUCUAGAGAACACGGGAGAAAGGGAAAUUUGAGAAUUAAAUUUGAUGUCAAAUAUCCUUCAAGACUAACUGCAGAUCAGAAAUCUGAUUUAAGAAGGGUUCUGGGUGGUGUUUUGUGAGAAAUUGUCUUAACUGACAGUAUCAAGACAAUUUUUCACAGAAUACUACCAGGGAGCAUUUUACUAUUAUUUUGGGAUGUACAGAUAUAUCUCUAGAAUGUUGGAAAAAUGUGAAUAGUAGGUAGUCUUAAGGGGCUCGGGAUGUGGGCCGACCAUGGUUCACUAUUUUUUGCUUUUUGGCAUUUUUGAAUCUGGAUCGGACAUAUAGUCGGGGACAGAAAAUUGCUAUAUGGUGCAAUGAAAAGGUUUAACUAAAGGGAUCAUAUCUGUAAGUUUGGUCGAACUUUUCACGAUUGCCAUGUGAUAUUGGUCUUUGCUCUUAAAAGGUCCAUUUGUGACGUCUCAUCGUUUGCAGUUUGGAAAAGAAUGGUAGAUUGUUUUUGAUCA
Messenger RNA from Eucalyptus grandis, 1749 nucleotides. RefSeq names its product dnaJ homolog subfamily B member 1. Gene Ontology annotation, molecular function: protein-folding chaperone binding. The record is from RefSeq and is a predicted model, not a curated record. Lineage: Eukaryota; Viridiplantae; Streptophyta; Magnoliopsida; Myrtales; Myrtaceae. Gene Ontology annotation, cellular component: cytosol.